Molecule: messenger RNA, 969 nt
Organism: Clavispora lusitaniae ATCC 42720
Lineage: Eukaryota; Fungi; Ascomycota; Pichiomycetes; Serinales; Metschnikowiaceae
Cellular component (GO): plasma membrane
Source: RefSeq, a predicted model, not a curated record
AUGUCAGAAGGAAUUGCCCCCUCUAUUAGUAAAGAAGAAGAUGCUUAUAUCAAACCUGAAAUGAUCCUCAAGGAUUUCGCCAAGACUUAUCCAACUCCACCCACCAACGGUUAUCAAAACUUUCUUACUACUGUGGGUAAAUGCUUUGGAUGCUGUGGUAUGUUUUGCUUUUUGUGUGAGAAUCCGUACAAAACUGUCAACCAGGGUGAAGUUGGUUUGGUGCAAACGUUUGGUGCUUUGUCCAGAACUGUGGAGCCAGGCACUUCCUAUGUCAACACUUUCACAGAGAAAUUGACUCGUGUCAAUAUCAAAAUCAACACUAGAGAGUUGCCUCCACAAUCGUGUUUCACUAGAGACAACUUGACUGUGCAGAUCACCUCGGUUGUGUACUACAAUAUUAUUGAUCCACAAAAAGCCAUCUUUUCCAUUUCAGACAUCCAUAGUGCCAUCACCGAAAGAACGCAAAACACUAUGCGGGAUGUUGUGGGAAGCUGUACGUUACAAGACGUGGUGGAAAAGAGAGAAGAGAUUGCCGAGUCAAUCGCCAAAAUCAUUUCGAAGACUGCCUUUGCAUGGGGUGUACAAAUCGAGUCCAUAUUGAUCAAAGACUUGACCUUACCUCCAAGUGUUCAAGACUCAUUCGCCAAGGCUGCUGAAGCGAAGAGAAUCGGUGAGGCUAAAAUCAUCAAUGCCAAGGCAGAGGUAGAGAGUGCCAAGCAAAUGAGAAAAGCCUCGGACAUAUUGAGUUCACCUGCCGCUUUACAGAUUCGUUACCUUGAGGCGCUUCAAGCCAUGAGUAGAAACCCGGGAACGCGCGUCAUCUUCAUGCCUAGCGCAGACGGAAUCGAGAGAAUCGUCCACCUGCAAGGUAGCCACCAACAUUCUGCGCCAAUUCCAGAGGAGGCAACUCCAAAUAAUACUGGUCGGCAAAUUGUGGACACAGUGCUGAUCCAAGAGGCAUUGCUGUAA